ACAUACACUAGAGCACCAGACUACUUCACUGUAUAUCCAGUCCCAUCACUGAGACACAGACUGGGUGAGAAUUCAAGAGAUUACCAGAACAGGAUCAACCAUGGGGAAUCGGAACACUCUCUCGAGACUUGAUCAUUGUAAAGGGACCGGCCAUGACCUACACCUCCAAACACCCUCCUCCCACGCGUGCCACAGUCAGUGCCUGGGACCCCUGAGCUUCCACCCACAAACCCACGGCUCCCAGAUCACAAUGCACCCGGGCCUCCACCGGGUGGAGCGGAGAGACACCUUCAGAGACGGCCUCGUGUUCACCAGCCGGCCGGUGGCGCUGAUGGAGCACGUGAUCCUGCGAGUGGAGGAGAGCGAGGGGCACUGGCAAGGAGCUCUGCGGCUGGGCUUCACCACUCACUGCCCCUCCUGCAUGAACCCCGACUCUCUGCCCCCCUUCGCCUGCCCUAAUCUGAAGGGCCGGCCUGGGUUCUGGGUGGGGGCGAUCCCAGAGGAGUGCGCCCGGCAGGGGGACAGGAUCGCGUAUUGGGUGAACAAGAAAGGGGAGUUGCUGUACAGAGUGAACAGUGGAGAGACGUACCUGCUGCUCAGAGGGGUCAAUGUGAACAGUACACUGUGGGGGCUGAUGGAUGUGUACGGACAGACACGCGCGCUGCAGAUACUAGGCUCGACGAAAAGGAGUGCGUUCGGCACCCAAACCUCCUGCCCUCGAAACACGCCCUUCGACCGGCGAGACACCCCAGUGAACCCCGAACCCCGAACAGGGGGCGCUGAAGACUGCGUGGUUUGCCUCUCCAGUCCCGUGAGCACCGUUCUCGCGUGUGGUCACGCCUGCAUGUGUGUCCCGUGUGCGGAAAACGUGUGGGACCGGAUCGGAACAUGUCCUUUGUGUCGGAAACUAAUCGCUGAGAUCACGAUAACCGGCUCCAAAUCUGAGAGAUCGCAACUGGAACUGGAAGUGAGUGAGAAACCAGCAUUAAGAAGCACUGAGGCUCCUAGAACAACCAAGAGAUGAACAGGAGACGACCCGGUAGUAGUCAUCCACAUCAGUACAAACAAUAUUGGAAGAGACAAGCCAAGAUCCCUGCAAAACAAAUUCAGAGAGCUAGGAAGGAAAUUAAAAGACAAGACCAAAACUGUGGUACACAGGAAGGCUUCACCUUUCUUGAACAUUGGAAACAUUGAAAGAGUGCAAAGAAGAGCAACCAGGAUUAUCCCAGGUUUAAAAGGCAUGUCGUAUGCAGACAGGCUAAAAGAAUUGAAUCUAUUCAGUCUUGAACAAAGAAGACUAUGCGGUGAUCUGAUUCAAGCAUUCAAAAUCCUAAAAGGUAUUGACAAUGUCGACCUAGGGGACUUCUUUGACCUGAAAAAAGAAACAAGGACCAGGGGUCACAAAUGGAGUUUAGAUAAAGGGGCAUUCAGAACAGAAAAUAGGAGGCACUUUUUUACACAGAGAAUUGUGAGGGUCUGGAACCAACUCUCCAGUAAUGUUGUUGAAACUGACACCCUGGGAUCCUUUAAGAAGCUGCUUGAUGAGAUUCUGGGAUCAAUAAGCUACUAACAACCAAACGAGCAAGAUGGGCUGAAUGGCCUCCUCUCGUUUGUAAACUUUCUUAUGUUCUUAUGUUCAUACUGGAUAAACUGCUGCUAUAUCCCUAAUCCAUCAUUUGAAUGGCAAUGCAGGCAGGCAGAGAGACCGGCUCACAGACGGUGGUUCUGUACUGUCUAAGGUACAAUGGUAGCACAAAGGCAUCUACAAUGGUACCAGAAGCCCAUUCUUCCACAUUCUGUCCAGGACAUUUGAAUUUGAAGAUAUUACUAAAAAAAUGAAGGACAUUCUAAGAAGUUAUUUCAAAGCUGUGUCCCACAAUCGUGAACUCAAACAUGAUUCCUCUGGGAUUCAUGCUCAUCCAACCCUUACCACGCACUGCACUUGAAACAUGUUGACUCUCCAGUUUGUUUACAUCUACCUCUGGCAGGUCCUGCGACUGGUAAGAUGGGACAAGCCGUGAGUCUAUACACGCUGACACUCAUGAGCCAUGAUGUGAUUAAUGCAAGAGAACUGAAUACCUGUAACCAAAGUGAAUGCAUUGAUAUGCACCGUGCACGACUCCUGCAGUGAAUUUCCACUGUUAUUGCACAAAUACUCUGAACUGUGUAAAUAUUGUACGUGCAAUUAGUAUUGUAUUGUGUUGCGCAAGUAUGUAUUUUUAUAAUGUAUAACAUAAUAGCAGACUCUGAUAGUGAAGUGACUCAGAUACCUGUACACUGUUGUAAUCAGAUAAUGCCACUUUAAGAGCAGGAGACAUAUUUUCAAAGCGUUUCCUCAGUUUUUUAAUGAAGUCCUGUGUUUUUUUUUUUAAAGAGGUGUAACGCCUGGUUAUUUAACAAAAACAGAACCAAGUCAAAUAACCCAAGUUCUCUUCGGUAUUCAAAAGGUUUCUCAUUUUGAAACAUUUGAUUUUUUUUUCUCUUUUCAUAAAGUUAAUUAAAGACUGGAGUGUAAGUGCUUUUUAAAAUGCGUCCCGUAGUAUUUAGUUAUUAUCAUUAUUGAACUAUAUAGAGUAUAAAGCAUAGAGUGCUUUGAGAUACACACUGAUUCGCACCCCAUUGAACGUCACAGUGACCAGAUAUCAGCUUGUAUGAAAUUCUAGAUACCACCAGCUUAUUGAGACUUUACUGUACUCCACUGAGUCAUGUCUGACUCUAAAAAAUGACAUUGUAAAUUAUGAAUAUUUUGUUACUUGUUAUCAUGUAUUGUAUAAGGUUGUGUGAAGGACAAUUACAUUGUGAAUAAACACUGUUCAUUUUUCUAAAAACA
This is a messenger RNA of Acipenser ruthenus (sterlet), 2830 nucleotides long. RefSeq names its product E3 ubiquitin-protein ligase NEURL3. Bases 101 to 1024 code for a protein of 307 amino acids. The transcript is spliced from 4 exons. Lineage: Eukaryota; Metazoa; Chordata; Actinopteri; Acipenseriformes; Acipenseridae. The record is from RefSeq and is a predicted model, not a curated record. Gene Ontology annotation, molecular function: ubiquitin protein ligase activity.